Molecule: messenger RNA, 2319 nt
Organism: Bipolaris oryzae ATCC 44560
Lineage: Eukaryota; Fungi; Ascomycota; Dothideomycetes; Pleosporales; Pleosporaceae
Exons: 9
Coding region: 1-2319 (772 amino acids)
Biological process (GO): DNA-templated transcription; regulation of DNA-templated transcription
Molecular function (GO): DNA-binding transcription factor activity, RNA polymerase II-specific; zinc ion binding; DNA binding
Source: RefSeq, a predicted model, not a curated record
AUGGAGGAAAAUAUGGGACCAUCUGCUGACGAUAUGGUCGGCAAACGUUCGUGCGAAUAUUGUCGAACGAAAAAAAUCCGCUGCGAUCGGACUGUGCCGUGCUCAAACUGUAGAAUGAGCAAAGACGAUUGUAAAAUAGUUGUGCCUGAACAGAGAACCCCAAAAGUAAGAAUCCAUUUAUCUGGGGAGUAUGAGAAGAAGAUAGACCGUCUCGAAAGCCGUCUUGCUGGUAUCGAGACUAUCCUCGCCAAGAUUGCUUCGAAACUGGAGAUCAGUGAUGCAUGCACAGUAUUUGAUGGGCAUGUCGUUCAAACAGAAUCGCCAUCAACUCCACUCAACGAGAAAUCUUCCGUUACCGAGACUGAGGCGACGACACCUACACCCUUUGAAGGCGAGACUGGGAUCAAUAGGCAAUCAGAAUAUGUGCGAGAAUUGCUCGUUCAGGUGGUUGAUCAAACACCAUCAAUGGACCAAAACGCAGAAGUCAAAGCAGCCUUGACAGCACUUGAGGAGCUGGUUGCGCCCAGCAAUCAUAGAGAUGUCUCUCCAAAGCUGAAUACUCAGCAAUUCACCGACCGAUCUGUGGCAAGAAUUGACAGCGCAAAGUUAGAGCAGCCCCCCUGGAGUGUGGUGAAGGUUGCCAUCAAUAAGGCUCUGGAACAUCCAACUAUGAUCUUUACUUCUUUCUUUCCUAUCAUUGAUCCGAAGAAUCUCUAUGAGGUCAUUGAGGAUUUUUAUUCCAACCCAACCACGUGCACUACUCCACGUCGAAUCUUUGCGUGUGGCGUAUUGUUCAACAUAUUUUCAGAAUAUUCAUCGGCACCCUGGAGCGGCACUACCAAGGCGGAGUUGACAAGGUGCGCGCUCACAGACAAGGCACAGUUGGAGCUCGCCAUAAGUCAGCUUGGUAUACUCAUACCAGCUAGCCAUGAAAACAUUGUAGCUCUAAGCUUGGGUACGGCUUGCGCAAUCGAGAUGUGCAAACCGUCACUUGCUUGGAUGCUGAAUUCCUACGCCGUUGAGCUGUGUCAGAAUCUAGGUUACCAUCGUUUCGCAACCAUGAAGAACGACUCAGAAAAGGAGCGGAGACGCAAAAUGAAUCUCUUUUGGAUGAUAUAUUUCUUCGAUAAGGAACUGUCUCUGCGCUUGGGUCGAGCAAGUAUCAUCCAGGACUGGGAUGUGUCGUUGCCCUUCCUUGCCACGAGCGAUGCAUUGAACAAUGGAUUCGAAGAGAACGUCAUGCUUCCCUAUUGGGUCAAAGUUGCCAAAGUUCAAGGACAAACAUACGAGAGCUUGUUUAGCGCAGCUGCAUUUCUCAAUACGCAGACUGAGCGACAGCAAAUUGCCAUGAGUCUCGUUCGCGCGAUGGAACAAGCUUGGCAUGAACGAGGUCAUGUAGGUAUCACUGACUCCACCAAUUUAGUAAGCCCCAUCGAGACAGAACUACCUCUCAAGCAUAAACAAAAACUAGGCAAAAACCGUCGAGAUGCUCUGAAACAGGGUGAUUGUGACACAGCACUUGUUGAUGAUGCCGAGGAUCUGUUUUUUCACACAGAUGUUGUAGUGCAUUACUCGACCUGUGCACUUAUCCACCGGGCAGCAUGUCCAGAGAACACAUUGAGCGAGGCAUGUCUCGAGGCUUCUCGAGCGGCAAUAUCAGCACAUAUGAGGUGUAAUGCUCAAUUCAACUCAAAAGCCAAUACAGAACUUUGGGCAGGGUACAUUCACUGGUCCAUCCUCCAGGCUCCGAUCACUCCCUUCAUCGUCUUGUUUUGCAACGCAAUCCAAACCACCAAUCGCACUGAUCUAGAUUCCCUCUCAGACUUCGUCACCAGCCUUGAAUCUUGUAAAACUUUCUCUGAGGGCGCGGAAAGGCUGUACAAAAUGUGCCUUCUUUUCUUGAAAGUAGCCAAAAUUUACAUUCAAGCAAAAGAGAAAGAGAUCGAGAAGGGUCUGACGUACUCUUUCCCACUCCCAGGACAAGGCAUUUUCGACGCGACUUCACCUAGUACCUUGCCAGACUUUAGCACAGUCUCACAAUUUGGCCCGCAUCUAAGCGCCCUUGGCCUAAUGUCCAAUACAGACUGGUCGAUGGCUAGUUAUGUGCCAGAUUUGGUAUCGGAAGGACAGGAGAACUACGCAUCAACUGAAGCCAUGGGUUGCACGCAAGACUUUGACGGCGUAGGCAUGAGCCAACAAGGCCUGGAUGUAAGCCAGAAUUUUGUGCAAGACUGGUUCUCAGGAUCGCGAUAUUUGAUUAACUUUAUGGAUUCGGACAACGAUACGUGGAUGUCUGACAUGAACAACCCGGGUUUCUGA